Messenger RNA from Vitrella brassicaformis, 1476 nucleotides. NCBI's taxonomy places the organism in Eukaryota, Vitrellaceae. The record is from the annotation of a GenBank genome assembly.
CUACUCGAACACGACGGUGCCCCAUUUGUGGUGGUCGGCGUCCUCCCACUUGCGGACCACCGCAUCAAAACACUGAACCAAGGAAUCGAUCGACACAUGCAGGCACGUGCAGGGUGGGGUGCCCUUGCUGUGUUAUUUACCGUCCUGCAUUCGGAUCUCUUGAUGCUCCGCAGUAUGUCCGCCAUGACCCUCCCACACCGCCGCAGCUCACCCUUCGACACACCACUCACGUCAGACAACGGGGCAGGCUGCACGGCAGAUGACACACCAAGAGACAUGUAAUGGGGGCUGUCCGUCACUUGUAUAUAGCUAUACGUUCCUACCGACCCAGCUGUCUUUGUCGUGUAGCCAUAUCUUGCGCGUCAUAUACACCGCAGCGGCCGCGAUGAUGUUGGACGGCAGGUGGAGCACACUCACAUCGAACAAAACCAACUCCUGCACACGCACACACACACACACACAUUUCUGCAUGGGGGGUGUGCCUGUCGGUGUGUGUGUGCAUUGAGUGAUCCAUCGGCUGACGCAUAGGUAUUUGGCGAAUGCGUGGUAUCGCGAGCCGAGUGGCAUGUCGGGCAGCGACCCGCACAACUGAUGCAGAAACACGGUGGGGGGCCUCCACACGUCCGUCGAUACGCCAUCGGACCAAAGACUGACACACCACACUCACACACACACAGAGAUACACACAAAGAGAUGAGAUGCAUUUAAUUGGUGUGGCUGGUGGAGUGGGUGUGUGGGCUGUUUGCUGACCUCAUGAGCACGCCGUUUUGCAUGCGGCAUAUGUCUUCGGCCUGGCAGUUGCUGAUACUUACGAUGUCGCUCACCUCCAGCUGGUCAGGGUAGGUAUCCUCAAUUUGCGAGGCGACCAACAAACACGCCAAACCGGUCUGCACACACACAAGACACAUAACACACACAAAGGGGCAACACAACCCACCGAUGGAUGUGUGCAUCUCUGUCUGUCGCUUGUGUGAGUGUGGGCCCUAUAAGGCAGCGUACGAUCGUGUAGUACUCGGGCAGGAUGUCCAUGCCGUCACACCACAGCUUACACAACAUGUAGUCGAGCAGCCGCACAGAGAGGUACAACGUCUCAUCCGCCAACUGACAUCACAAUCGCACAGACAGGGGAAGCAUUACACAGAUCUUCUGUGUGAGUGAAUUGUGUCCCGUCCAUCCAUCCAUCCAUCGGUCCGUUUGAAAUCAUCCAUGGCGUCACUCACUUGCCCCAUCGUGGCCGCAUAGAUGAUUUCGUCCACAACCGAGGCCCGACGGAGGCCGAACCCCCCAGACCGCUGGGCAACAUACUCAGCCGGGAUGAGCGACAACACCUGCAAGCGGGAGAGAAACAUAGAACAAGAGAGCUGGCCCGGCCGGCCUCCAUCUCAGGCACCUUAUGGUCAGAACUCGGCAGAUCCACGACCCUGCUCAUGAUGCAAUUGCCGCCGUGGCGGUGUGCAAGAGAGGGGAAAACAAAUG